This is a messenger RNA of Sorex fumeus (smoky shrew), 1958 nucleotides long. RefSeq names its product G protein-coupled receptor 34 (gene GPR34). Bases 374 to 1471 code for a protein of 365 amino acids. Gene Ontology annotation, cellular component: membrane. Lineage: Eukaryota; Metazoa; Chordata; Mammalia; Eulipotyphla; Soricidae. The record is from RefSeq and is a predicted model, not a curated record. Gene Ontology annotation, molecular function: G protein-coupled purinergic nucleotide receptor activity. Gene Ontology annotation, biological process: G protein-coupled receptor signaling pathway. The transcript is spliced from 4 exons.
AGCAAUUGCACCACUACCGGAUAGAGGAGCCCAGCUGAGACACAGCACAAGGAAGUUUCUGUUGUGUAGGGAAGCUUGGGUUUUGCUACUUCAAGAGAGUCUGCACUCAAUUAGUGUAAUUUUUGAGUCAUGGCCUGAAUGAUUCAGACAUUAUCAAGUUAAGCUACAAAUGGCGAAAGACUGUGACGACUGUCAAAUAGAUUAGAGUGGAGGCCAAUGGUUCAGAAUAUGAGCUCUGUGCGAACAGUUUUCUAGAAACAUCUUGAUUAUCAAGCCUAGAGGAAAACUCUGAAGGCAUACAAUGACCAUGUCAUCCAGCACCUUCACUUUUUGAUCCAUACCAAAGACAAAGAGAAGCCAUACUGAAACAACCAUGGCUACUUCAGACAGCAGCUGGCCUGGGGUCCAGGCUAUAACAAACCACAGCAUUCCACUGCCACAGAAUCUCUCUGGGUCUUCAAGUUCCAAUAACUGUACCAUGGAUGAAAAAUUACUUUCCCGUGUGUUAACAGUAUUCUAUUCUGUUAUAUUCAUCGUGGGACUGGUUGGGAACAUAAUUGCCCUGUAUGUAUUUUUGGGUAUCCACCGCAAAAGAAAUUCUAUUCAGAUUUACCUUCUUAAUGUAGUCAUUGCAGACCUCUUACUUAUCUUCUGUCUCCCUUUCCGGAUAAUGUAUCACAUAAACCAAAACAGGUGGACACUAGGCGUGCUUCUUUGUAAGGUUGUGGGAACACUAUUUUAUAUGAACAUGUACAUUAGCAUUAUUUUGCUUGGAUUCAUCAGUUUGGAUCGCUACAUAAAAAUUAACCGGUCUAUACAACAACGGAAGGCAAUAACAACUAGACAAAGUAUUUAUGUUUGUGGUACAGUAUGGACAUUAGCUCUUGUUGGAUUUUUAGCUAUGAUUACUUCAACGCUUAACAAAGGAGAUAAUUCCACAAUGUGUUUCCACUAUAGAAGUAAAGAGGAUGCAAAAGGAGAAGCCAUUUUUAACUAUGUUCUCGUAGUCAUGUUCUGGCUAAUUUUCCUACUAAUAAUCCUUUCAUAUAUUAAAAUUGGUAAGAAUCUGUUGAAGAUUUCUAAAAGGAGGUCAAAAUUUCCAAAUUCUGGUAAAUAUGCCACUACAGCUCGCAAUUCCUUUAUCGUUUUGAUCAUUUUUACUAUCUGUUUUGUUCCCUAUCACAUCUUUCGAUUUGUUUAUAUUUCUUCACAGAUGAAAAGCCCUCCUUGCUAUUGGAAGGAAAUUGUUCACAAUACCAAUGAGAUCAUGCUGGUAUUCUCAUCUUUCAAUAGUUGCUUAGAUCCAGUCAUGUACUUCCUAAUGUCCAGUAACAUCCGCAAACUAAUGUGCCAACUUCUUUCUAGACGAUUUCAAGGGGAAGCAAGCAGGAGUGAAAGCACUUCAGAAUUUAAACCUGUAUACUCCUUGCAUGAGACAUCUGUCUCAGCUAAAAUUCAGCCUACUUCGUAAAGCACUUUCAGUAAGCAUGUGAUGAUCAAAAGCACAGCCUCUGAAUUCCUAGAACUAAAAACUAGAAAAGUGCUGCCUUUGACAAGGCUGAGAUCUUCUCCAAGCUCUUCUUUGUGGUACUUCAUUUGCUUACUUAUAAACUAUUCCAAGAGAAAGAAACCCUUAAACUCACCCCUAGAUCUUAAGUCUGCAUGUAAAAAUAUGUUCAAAAUAGAUUGGUUAAGCUAAUACUCUUAACAUAGAUUAUUACAAAGUUAAGUGAAAUGUAUGGUUUUAACACAGGAAUUGUUAAAAAUAUUUCUCAAUUCACUAAGGUAGUUAUUAAGAAUCAAGGACUUAGAAUUAAUUAAUUGAUUUAAGUGUGUUUAAAACUAAAUAAUUUGAGAACCAACUGAGAAUGUUAAAAAAUAUAUAUGCUCGUGUCAUCUUAACAGCUUGUACAUUUGUCACUGUAUUCAUUUAUGACUAAAGCUUAUAGCAGAUAAAA